This is a messenger RNA of Phragmites australis (common reed), 1573 nucleotides long. RefSeq names its product transcription factor PHYTOCHROME INTERACTING FACTOR-LIKE 13-like. NCBI's taxonomy places the organism in Eukaryota, Viridiplantae, Streptophyta, Magnoliopsida, Poales, Poaceae. The coding region runs from base 183 to 1460 and encodes 425 amino acids. Gene Ontology annotation, molecular function: protein dimerization activity. The transcript has 8 exons. The record is from RefSeq and is a predicted model, not a curated record. Gene Ontology annotation, cellular component: nucleus.
AGCAUCACCUAUUCACUUUGUGUUGUUUGUUUUCUUGCGUCUCUUUUCUUUCCUUUUCUUUUGGGUCCCUGCUUCCACCGCAAAGUUUCUCGUUUUGGUUAAGUUUGCUGGUCUUGGUUCUUGGUUCCCCCUCGGCAAUUUUGGAUCAGGCAAGUUUCUCCGGGACCAAGAAUCGCGACGACAUGGACGGCAAUGCGAGAUCGGCGGCGAAUCAGAAGAAGCCCUUCGUCGCGGACAACGACCUCGUGGAGCUGCUAUGGCACAACGGGAGCGUCGUCGCGCAGCCCCAGGCGCAUCACCGGGAGGCGCCGGCGCCCUCCGACCGCCCCAGCAGCAGCGGCCUCACCGGCGACGAGACCGCCGCGUGGUUUCCGGACACCCUCGACGACGCGCUGGAGAAGGACCUGUACACGCAGCUGUGGUACAGCAGCAUCGCCGACGCCACCCCGCACCACGGGGACGCGCUCCCGGGCUCUAGCUCGCAGCCUCCGCCAGCGCUGGUGCACCCGGCUAGGCCGCCGAUGGGUAGCGGCGUCGAGUCGAGCUGGGCCGGCGACAUCUGCUCGACCUUCUGCGGCAGCAACCAGGUGCCCGGGGUGCCCGUGGAGGACUGGGGGGACGACGCGGCAAUUCCGUCGGAGGCGCCGCGCGGGGCCAGCGCGCACGACGGCGCCGGCACCGGCACGUCGUCGUCCGGCGGGUCCGGCAGCAACUUCGGGGGAUCCGGGUUGCCGAGUGAGAGCGGUCAUGUCCACAAGAGGAAAGGGAGGUGUAGAGACGACUCAGAUAGUCGGAGUGAGGAUGCUGAGUGUGAGGCAACUGAGGAGUUCAAAUCGUCGAGGCGAUCUGCAUCAAAGCGCAGGAGUCGCGCAGCUGAAGUUCAUAACUUAUCAGAGAGGAGAAGAAGGGACCGGAUCAAUGAAAAGAUACGCGCUUUGCAAGAGCUGAUACCACACUGCAACAAGACUGACAAAGCGUCAAUAUUGGAUGAAACAAUUGAGUAUCUGAAGUCCCUCCAAAUGCAAGUUCAGAUUAUGUGGAUGACUUCCGGGAUGGCACCCAUGAUGUUUCCUGGUGCUCAUCAGUUCAUGCCAUCAAUGGCUCUGGGCAUGAAUUCAGCUUUCAUCCCCGCGGCACAAGGCCUUACUCAGAUGCCAAGAGUACCAUACAUGAACCAUCCCCUGCCAAAUCAUAUCCCUUUGAACUCAUCUCCAUAUAUGAAUCAAAUGAAUCCGCUAAGUGUUGCAAACCAGAUGCAAAAUGUUCAUCACGGAGAGGCAAGCAAUCGCUUCCUUCACCCAGAUGGUCAUCAAACAGCGGCACCACAGGUACCAGGACCCCAUGCUCAUGGAUCUCAAAUAGCACAAGCUGCACAGCACAAUAGGAUACCGGAAGUGCUAGCUAGUACUAUUGUGCCUACUUCUAGGGCAGGACAACCGCCUAGUUAUGAUGCAGUUUAGAAUGACUAAAAUCGUGUAAGGAGUUGUACUGAUAAAUGUGAUGAUGUAUAGAUAAUUUGAGCUGUGUAUAUUUAACUAAGGGGUAUAUACGUAUAAAAAGUAUAUCAUACGUA